Dendroctonus ponderosae (mountain pine beetle) is the source of this 1536-nucleotide messenger RNA. Its product is annotated as S-methyl-5'-thioadenosine phosphorylase. The coding region runs from base 9 to 1046 and encodes 345 amino acids. NCBI's taxonomy places the organism in Eukaryota, Metazoa, Arthropoda, Insecta, Coleoptera, Curculionidae. Gene Ontology annotation, biological process: nucleoside metabolic process. The transcript is spliced from 7 exons. The record is from RefSeq and is a predicted model, not a curated record. Gene Ontology annotation, cellular component: cytosol. Gene Ontology annotation, molecular function: S-methyl-5-thioadenosine phosphorylase activity.
AUUUAAGCAUGGAAAACUUGCGCACAAUUCAGAUAUAUCGCUCGAUCAAGCCCUCCUACUGCUACCAGGGAUCGAUUCCUCGCAGUCAGCUGUUUGUUUUCCCAUACGAGGAAUUAAUCAAAUAUUACAGACCAAGUGGCUUUUUAGACCAAUUCGUCAAAUUUCCGGACAAGAGAAUUAAUAGUUUCCAGACGAUUUAUGAUGUUUUGCAGAUGCCGCCAAAUGUGAAAAUUGGAAUAAUCGGUGGUUCCGGUCUGGAUAACCCGGACAUUUUAAGGAGCCAAACGGAAAAACGCGUCACUACUCCUUAUGGCGAACCCUCGGACAUCCUUAUCUUGGGCGAAAUAGGGGGUGUGGCGUGUGUGCUGUUGGCCAGACAUGGGAGGAAGCAUGAUAAAAUGCCUGGAGCAGUGAACUACAGAGCAAAUAUUUGGGCAUUGAAGCAAGAAGACUGUACUCACAUAGUAGCAACAAAUGCUUGCGGAUCUCUGCAGGAAAACAUCCGACCAGGGAGCCUAGUGAUUUUAGAUGCCUGGAUAGAUAGAACGACAAACCGCAUUCAAACAUUUUACGAUGGAGAGCUGGGCCAUCCUCCGGGAGUGUGUCACAUGCCCAUGGAGCCAGCUUUCCAUCCUUUACUGCGACAGGUGAUGCUUGAAGCGGCUUUCCACAUUGGGCUGCAGGUGAAGGACGGUGGCUGUAUUGUAGCUAUAGAAGGGCCACGGUAUUCUAGUAAAGCUGAAAGCCUGCUUUUCCGAAAAUGGGGCGCUGACCUAGUGGGGAUGACCACCGUGCCUGAGGUGGUGCUAGCUAAAGAAGCUAGGCUAAUAUAUGCAGUUAUUGCAAUGGCAACUGAUUGGGACUGUUGGAGGUCGACUGGGGAGAAAGUUUCUCACAAUGCAGUUCUGAAGGUGUUUCAGGAAAACGUUCAGCAAAUAGUUAACCUUCUCCAAGCCCUAAUUCCAAAAAUUGCCCAGCAAAAUUGGGAUGAAGCCAUCAAGCAGAUACAUUCACUGGUAGCAGACAGUGUGAUACUGCCGGAAUAAUUGCAAAUAUGGGAUCAAUCUAGAACUUUCUUGGCCCGCACUCACUUGUAAUUACACCUAGACGUCUAUGAAUCUGGAGUAGGCUCCAAACGAGAAUGUAUUCAAUUUCGUCUUGAGACACUUACACUUAGAGCUAUUAUCAGUACAUAUUGGGGAAUCACACAGGAUAUCAGGAAGAGACAGUUGGUUAAAACUGCACCUGAGAGUGUCUAUCUGAGGCUGCCUUUGUAGUUAGCAAUGCAUUUUACUAUAUUUCUUGUUCUUUUAGAUGUCAAUUCGAUACGGUUCUCAAGGUUCCUGUAAGAGUAUUAUACAGCCUGACUGACUUAAAGUCUCCCGUGCAUUAUUUUGCUUUUUUAUCAUUUAUUUACUUAUUUAACGACUUCAUAUUGAAAAUACUUUCAAUUUGAUCGCUUUUUGUCUUGACAAUAUGCUGCACGCAAGUGACUUUGUAGUAAUACGUUAUAGUAGUUAUACGGUGCCAUUCCUG